Anneissia japonica is the source of this 1539-nucleotide messenger RNA. RefSeq lists its product as uncharacterized. Gene Ontology annotation, biological process: signal transduction. The record is from RefSeq and is a predicted model, not a curated record. The coding region runs from base 135 to 497 and encodes 120 amino acids. The transcript has 3 exons. Gene Ontology annotation, molecular function: protein binding. NCBI's taxonomy places the organism in Eukaryota, Metazoa, Echinodermata, Crinoidea, Comatulida, Comatulidae.
CCUUAGUUAGGAAUGCCCAACUCAGUGUUAAUGGAUCCCUCAUAAAAGCCUCUAAAAAUGCUCGUAACUUGGGUUUUACAUUUGACUCCACACUGGAUUUAGGAUUUAAGUUCUCAUUAAAAACAAAAACGAAGAUGAGUGAACAAAGUUAUCAAAUAAAAACCAAUAAUGGUAAAAGAAGUAGAAAUGAAACUCUCGUAGAUAUGCCGAUCAGCAUUCGACAAGAGAUUGAGCGAUGCCUAGAUGUGGAAGCACCUGCUGCAAGUAACUGGCAGCAUUUUGCUGAAAAGUUUAACAUCAAACAAGACGUUAUCCGUAAUUGGGAUAGCAGAAAUGUAAAAGUUCCAGCUUUUAGUGCAUCUGCGUUUAUGUUUGACCACCUGAAAGCCGAACAACCGGAGCUGACAGUUGAUGAUCUAUGGCAAGUUUCCAUAGAUAAAAAACGUAAUGACGUUGUCAGGAUUAUUAACGAACAUUACGACCAAAUGCUUUGUUAGACCCAUUCUCGUCACACUACUUGUGACGUGUCGGGCAUGACACUUUAUCUGCAUUUGCCUCUCUUCACCCAGGGGUAUAAAUGGGUACCUGGUAGGAGGUGAUUGAUUGGGAAUGAAAUUAGUAAUGCUGAUUACACGUAUAUGAGACCCAAGACCACAAAAGGGCUGUAAACUCGCAUUACCUGGUUUCGAGAAAAAGGGCCAAAUAGACAGUAUAACAUGUAAUUUGAGCAAAAUGUGACUAUGUCAUAAAUAUAAAGUACUAGUUUUGAAGUUUGGGUUAAAUAUUUCAACUCUAAACCCUAAAAUUUAGUAAUUUUGUAAUUUUAUGAAAGCCAUUCUACAAGAAACGUAGGCCUGUAUAAAUUCACCAACUAUUUUCGCUUCCAAACUCACCUACACACAAUUCAGGCCAACAACUAGAUAAAUGAAAACUAUCAGAUAAUAAUACGUUUAUUAGUACUCGUAUGCUAUGUAUAUGAUUUCAGAAUAAACAAACAGUAUAGAUAUAAAAUAGUAGAAUGGUCACAGAGCCAGGUUAGACCUACUGAGAACAUUUCGGUUCUUUGUAGUGAAGUAAAUCUAACACGUAUUCAUGAAGUCAUUCAACUCGUGUACAAAAUAGUUGAACAAACUUUAAAGUAUGUUCCGAAAGUACUUGUAGUGCAUCGUAAUGUGGUACAAAACCUAGUAAAUGCAUACCUAAAUGAAGGAAAUAGCCUUGGAUUAAUUCAAAGAAUACUUAACUGUUUCAUGACCUGUUGGAAAAGAUUUGGAGAACAAUCCUCUUGCCCUCUUGCAGUGAAGUGGAUCAGAAAUGAUGUAAUUACAUGUUAAGAAACUAGUUGUGGUUAUUGAAACUUUUAAAAAAUAUUGACGCCAAAAGAACAAUCAUCUAAAUUAUUUUCAGCAAUGUGAAACUAAAACGUAUUGAUGAAGUAUUCACACAACGUCAUUCAAAUCAUGUACAGAAUACAGCUUUCAACAAAGCGUUGAACAGCUUUAAAGAACCAAACAAUAACGUGCGUGUCGACACUACGAA